CGUCGGUCCCCGGUCACUCCCUGUCGGCGUCGGCGGCGGCCGCGGCCAUGCGCGAAGAAGCGGCAGCGCCAGCACUUCUUCAUCCGAGCUCCCUUCGGGCCUGACCGAGCGACCGGACGGCGUCUUCGGCCUUCGGUCUUCGGUCUUCGGUCUUGUCGCGCGCAGUGAAAGAAACCCAAGAGGUCGGGGAAAGGACCGGAGAGCACCGGAGAAGGAUCGGAGAGGACCGGGGAUGGUCGUUCCCGGCGCGUCUUCCCUCAGCCGGACCUCGCUGGCCACGGACGCGCGCAGAUGUUUGCAGUGAAGAGGUCAUAAGAGGUGGACUUGAAGGUGUGGAGGAGAGCUGAAAGUCAUGGGUAAAUCCAACAGCAAGCUCAAGCCAGAGGUGGUGGAGGAAUUGACGAGAAAAACCUACUUUACAGAAAAAGAGGUGCAACAGUGGUACAAAGGCUUCAUUAAAGAUUGUCCCAGUGGACAGCUUGAUUCUGUGGGAUUUCAGAAGAUAUACAAGCAGUUCUUUCCCUUUGGAGAUCCCACAAAGUUCGCCUCUUUUGUCUUCAAUGUGUUUGAUGAAAAUAAGGAUGGACGCAUCGAGUUCUCAGAGUUCAUCCAAGCGUUGUCUGUGACUUCUCGGGGAACUCUGGAUGAGAAACUGAGAUGGGCUUUCAAGCUAUAUGACUUGGAUAACGAUGGCUUCAUCACCCGCGAUGAGAUGUUGAACAUAGUAGAUGCCAUUUAUAAGAUGGUGGGAAACACCGUGGAUCUGCCGGAAGAAGAAAACACACCAGAAAAGCGAGUGGACCGCAUUUUUGCAAUGAUGGACAAGAACGCAGACGGGAAACUGACUCUGCAGGAGUUUCAGGAGGGCUCCAAGGCCGACCCUUCUAUUGUUCAAGCGCUGUCUCUCUACGAUGGUCUAGUCUAAGAAUGUAAGGUGAGCGGCGUAUUCGUGUGCGAGCCACGUGCACACCGAGCCAAGGGGAAGUUGCGACAAGCCAAUAUUUUGCCAUCCUUGUGUCAUCUGAGCAAAUUCAAAAAGGAAGAAAAAUCAGCGAAUGGCCUAAAUCCAGAGCGAAGCAGCUGCUUUCGCCUCACGGUUUGUUCUUAUGAAUUAUUCAAGCGACCCACUUGUUUGCUGGCAAUCAAAUGGUGUUUGAAUGCCGAGCGAAGAGCCUCCUCCGCCGCCUCGUAAUCCACCGGCCGCUGCGCUCCUCUGCCAAUUGUUGCUGACAUGGUGCUCGGCGUUUUGUCAGCUGCGAAGCCAGCUUGUGAAUGCAUAUUUUCAACACACCAUUCAAAGUGAUCAUCGUGCAUGGCGUGAGCAAAGACGUGUUUUCUCCUAACCCCGCGAAACGGAUCCGCUUUAGCGUUGGAAUCAGACAAAUCCUGCCCCGUAAACGAGCGCAUUGCGGCCUCCCGGCGAUGAAUCUCGAGUGAGUGGACUGACAUUCGGCAGACGCCAGUUUGUGUCUCCACCGAGGAUUGUGGACACAUCUUCUGACGCCAUUUCCACAUGGUUCUGCCGCUACUGCGUUGCGUGUGCUGUCUGUGCACACGCUUUCCCCGCCAAACGUCCCAGGAGACGAAUCCCUUUGGAGGCUUUUCCAGACUUUUUCCACAAGGAGAAGCAGAAAGCUGUCAUCAUGUGCUGUCAUCCCGGACUCCAGAGUUGAACAUGGAAAAGUGUGUUACAAGUUGAACACUCAUGGAAAGUUACAAAGCAGUGUCUUGUCAUAUGUAAAUAGGGUAUUAUGCUAAUUUACCGUAGUUCCUGCUUUGCUGCCUUCAAGAGUUGUUCACCUCUUAAAAAAUAAAUGAAGUUUUACUUUUCAUCAAAGUUGUUGAAAUGUUUUGCACUGCAUUUCCCCCCCCCCCCCCAUUUUUUUGUCCACGUUAUAUUUGCCCAGCUGUGUUUAGCCAGAGCAUGUGAUCGUGCCUUCUACCAAUCCUUAAUCAUUUCUCUUGCAGCGGUCACACGUGUUUAGCACUGUCACUGAUGUUAUGCCUUAUGCAAAUGAUAGUUUACUGAAUGACAAAUGCCAUUUACCUGUCAUUGAUCAGUAUGAGAGCACAUAAUAAAUGCAUUUA
Molecule: messenger RNA, 2088 nt
Organism: Phycodurus eques (leafy seadragon)
Lineage: Eukaryota; Metazoa; Chordata; Actinopteri; Syngnathiformes; Syngnathidae
Product: neuronal calcium sensor 1
Exons: 9
Coding region: 353-925 (190 amino acids)
Molecular function (GO): calcium sensitive guanylate cyclase activator activity; calcium ion binding
Source: RefSeq, a predicted model, not a curated record